Molecule: messenger RNA, 1072 nt
Organism: Amblyraja radiata (thorny skate)
Lineage: Eukaryota; Metazoa; Chordata; Chondrichthyes; Rajiformes; Rajidae
Gene: ccdc43
Product: coiled-coil domain containing 43
Exons: 5
Coding region: 16-711 (231 amino acids)
Source: RefSeq, a predicted model, not a curated record
CCCCGCGGACACAAGAUGGCGGCGCCCAGCGGCGGGCUGGCGGCGGCGGCGGCGGCGGGGACUGUGCCCAGGCCCAGCGGCGGGCUGGCGGGGGGCGGCUUCGCGGCGUGGCUCAGCCGGCGGCUGGAGCAGCUGGAAAUAGACGAGGACGUGUACGGCUCCUACAUUAACGGCAUCUUGCAAGAGGGGGACAGCGAAGAGGAAAAGUCCGAAGUUCUUGAAGGCAUUUUAUCUGCGUUUCUGGAUGAAGAUUCAUUAACAAUCAUUUGCAAAGAAAUUAUUCAAAAGUGGUCUGAGAUCACAAACAAUAUGACUCGAGAGAAAAACGAUGAAGACGAAGUACACGCCAUUGCAAGCAUGAUUGAGAAACAAGCUCAGAUUGUUGUGAAACAAAAAGGUGCUUCGGAGGAGGAAAAAUCUACAAAAGCUGCAGUUCUUGCACAGUAUGCAAACAUAACGGAUGAAGAGGAUGAAGAUGAGCAGGCCCAUGGAGCGAGUGGAUCAUUUAACUUUGGUGAUAAGUCUCUCUUCAAAAAUACAAAUGUUGAGGCGGUUCUUGUUGCAAAAAAAGCAGAGAGGGAAAAGGCCCGUGACGAUGCACAGAAAAAGAAAGAGCAAGAUAAACUACAGCGAGAAAAAGACAAGCUUGCAAAGCAAGAAAGGAAAGAAAAGGAGAAAAAGAGAACGCAAAAAGGAGAACGGAAGCGGUAAAAAUGAUUUGUAUAAUGUUCCAAAGUGCAAAACUUGCAUCCACAGAUGUUACAAACUACUGAACCAGCAACAAUUUUGUUUUGAGAACUUUGAAAAUGCCAAAUUUUUGCAGUAUAUUAUGUCAACAUUGAAUUCCAGUUCAUGUAAUUUAAAAAAAAAAAAUCUUCAUUUAGUCUUUUGUUUGUUAUAGGCUAUCAAUUAAGUAUUUCAGAUUCUUAACGUAUUUGCCGUGCCUAAACAUUUACAUGAAAAUAGCCUACAAACAAAAGUAGUUGGUAAAGCAGAACCCCUUCAGUGAAGGGAGAUUCUUGUCCAUUUGAUGAAGUGUAACUGAAUAAUAAAGGAUGUUUUGGAGACUGAA